This is a messenger RNA of Ziziphus jujuba (common jujube), 2622 nucleotides long. Its product is annotated as receptor-like protein EIX2. The record is from RefSeq and is a predicted model, not a curated record. Lineage: Eukaryota; Viridiplantae; Streptophyta; Magnoliopsida; Rosales; Rhamnaceae. The coding region runs from base 1 to 2622 and encodes 873 amino acids. The transcript is spliced from 3 exons. Gene Ontology annotation, molecular function: protein binding.
AUGGGAACAAUUGCGGGGCUUCCAUUAAUGUUACCGAUUCUCUGCUUUAUAGUUAUAGGAGAAUUUCUUCCUAACACUGAUGCUAAGUUGAUGAAUUGCUUGGAGUCAGACCGAGAAGCUCUUACUGACUUCAAGAAUGGACUUCAUGAUCCUGAAAACCGGCUUUCUUCAUGGGAGGGAAGCAACUGCUGUCAGUGGUGGGGAAUAAGCUGUGAGAACACUACUGGAGCUGUUAUUUCAGUGGAUCUCCAUAAUCCAUAUCCAGAAGCUGAAGCUGGUUUGGAUUCUUCUGGCAGGUAUGCAUUCUGGAACAUUAGUGGGGAAAUUAGAUCUUCAUUGACAAAACUCAAGUCCUUGAGACAUUUAGACUUGAGUUUCAACACAUUCGAUGACAACCCAAUUCCUGAAUUUUUUGGAUCUUUGAAAAAUUUGCAAUAUCUAAACCUCUCAAAUGCAGGGUUUAGUGGUGCAGUUCCUCCAAAUUUAGGAAACCUCUCUAGCUUGCUAUAUUUUGAUUUGAAGGACUCUAGGAGAUUACAUGUUGAUAAUCUUGAAUGGGUAACAGGCCUUAUAUCUCUAAAGCAUCUUGUGAUGAAUGAAGUUGAUCUUUCAAUGGCAGGAUCAGACUGGAUUAGGACACUGAACAAGCUUCCAUCGUUAACUGAGUUGCAUCUAUCUAGUUGUAUGUUAUCUGCUCCCAUCCCACCUCUCACCUUUGUAAAUUUAACUUCUCUCGCUGUCCUAGAUCUCAGUUACAACUCCUUAAAUUCAAAAAUACCUGAUUGGCUUGUCAAUAUUAGCAGCCUCGUUUCCUUGGAUUUAACAUUAAAUAACUUUUAUGGAAGAAUUCCACUUGGUUUUAGUGACCUCCCUAAUUUGCAGAUUUUAGUUCUUAAUAGUAACUACAAGCUUACAGCAAGUUGCCAUCAAUUGUUUAGAGGAAGGUGGGAGAUGAUAAGAGUUCUUAAUUUAGCAGGCAAUAAACUUCAUGGGAAACUUCCUGCUUUCAUUGCAAACCUGACAUUUCUCACUGACCUAGCCCUUGGUGCCAACAAUGAUCACUACAAAAAUCUUUCUGUUCUGUGGCUAAAUGGGAAUGAAUUGAAUGGUCCCCUCCCAAAAAGUUUGGGACAACUUUCUGAGCUGUCUUCUUUGGAUGUUUCUUCCAAUCAAUUGACGGGUAUGGUUACUGAAACACAUUUUUCAAAUCUCGAAGGUCAUCUGCCAAGUCUUCUAAACUUGGCAUCAAACGCAGUGGUUGAUGUCAGCUCAAACCUCUUCAAAGGGUCCAUUCCUCUUACAAGUGAUGAUUUUUACUUUCUCAACGUAUCCAAAAUUAAACUUUCUGGUACUAUUCCAUAUAACAUUAGUGGUUCCCUAAUUUUCCUCUCGAUUUCAGACAACCAAAUAACUGGAGAAAUCCCAGCUUCUAUAAGCAACAAUCCUAGUCUUCAAGUCAUUGAUCUUUCCAAUAACAACCUAAUAGGAAGUAUUCCAUCAGUCUUUAUGAAUUGUUUUUACAUUAAAGCACUGGACCUUAGUAAAAACAAUUUAUCUGGAAGUAUCCCUACUGACUUAGGCUUCUUAAGUAUGCUUCAAACAUUGCACCUAAAUGACAACAACCUCUCUGGAGAGAUCCCAUCAUCUUUCCAAAACUUAGCAAGUUUGGAGACGUUGGAUCUUGGAAACAACAGAUUAACAGGUACAAUUCCAGCAUGGAUUGGGAAAGGUCUUGAAGGACUAAAAAUUCUCAAAUUGAGAGGCAAUGCAUUUUCGGGAGAACUUCCACUGGUGCUAUCAAAUUUAAGUUCAAUGCAAGUCCUGGACCUGGCAGAAAAUCGGUUCCAAGGUAGCAUACCAGCUAGCUUUGGAGAUUUCAAAGCAAUGACACGAGUCCAAAACAUAAACCGCCAUCUACUCUAUGGGAUGUUUGGAAAACUUUAUGAAGAAAACUUGGUUGUGAAUAUGAAAGACCAGUCUUUGAUUUUCAGCAAGAUCCCCUCCCUUGUAGUCAACAUGGAUCUCUCUGGAAAUAAUUUGAGUGGAGAUCUUCCAAGAGAGAUAACAAAAUUGUCGGGUUUAGUGUUUCUAAAUUUGUCAAGAAACCGUAUCAGUGGACACAUUCCAGAGAGCAUUUCAAAGUUGAAGCAAUUGUCAUCACUUGAUCUCUCAAGUAAUAAGCUCUCAGGUGCUAUUCCUCGAAGUUUGGCAUCAUUCUUAUUUUUGGGGUUCCUGAUUUUGUCAAACAAUAACUUCUCUGGUAGGAUCCCUUAUACAAAUCAUAUGACAACUUUUGAUGCACCCUUUUUUGCUGGAAACAUUGGCCUUUGUGGUAUUCCACUUGAUGUAAAAUGUCCAAGUGAUGAUGAAGAUGAUGUUGAUCCAGAAAAGGGAUUGAAUACUUCGAAGAAUAGUAGAAAUGGUGACACUUCUACCGAUAAGUGGUUUUACUUGAUUGUUGGAUUGGGAUUUGCAGUAGGAAUUCUUGUUCCUUAUCUGGUAAUCACGAUGAAAAGGUCUUGGAGUGUAGCAUACUUCAAUGCUGUUGAGAAAGUUGUAGAUAGAAUACUAUUCCUGUGGUUGAAGUAUAGAACUAGACAGCAGAGGAACCAAAGAAGAUGA